AUGAACACUUUGAGAGAUAUGUCGAAAGCUAGUCGGAGUAAAUCAGCCUAUGCCAAAGUGACUUAUAGUAAGGCAGCCACUUGUCAGGACGUGGUAGAAACAACAACACAAGUCAGACAACCAGCUUCUUCUUCUUCUUCACGUCGUGGCUCAGGCUGUUCCAAAACGCGACGAAGCUUAAAGUGGGCAGUUAUCAUUAGUGUUACACUCGGGCUUUUGAUCGUCGCAGCUGUUGCUGGUGUCAAAAUUUACUUUAAACUUGUGAAGAAAUCUAGCGACCAGUCCAUUUCGAAUCAAUUGGUAAAGCGGUGCGUCAGCGACAAGAAUACUUGCCCACAAGAUCCACACUUUUUACACUGGUGCAUGGGUGAACUUGUACAAACGAGUUGUACUGACGUAGUUGCUUCUUCAUCAAAGCAAUGCACCUGCCAACCCUGCAUCAACAUAUUGGACGGCUUUUUCUCAAACGAACAAGCUGUUACAGCAAUGCUGGACUCGCUGGAACAUAUUGUUGAUCAGCUGAUAAAAACCGGCAUAGACACACCUCUUACCUCUAUCAAAGGAUAUCAACCAAUAACAAAUCAAAAUGCUUUAGCUAUGGGUGAAAAUUGCGCAAAUGUUUCUUUGAACAGUGUCGCCUCACAACGCUCCAAGAGGGCCUUGGACGCAGCCUGCGAAAAUAGAAUGGCUAGAGAUUUAGCCCGUGUUGCAAUUAACAAUCUAGUGGCUUGUGCCAUAGGAGCCGCUUUGUUAUUCCCCGCGGCACCGGCUGCUUUUGCAUGGUGCUUUGUAAGGGGAUUUCUUACUGAUUUUAUCCCGACAGCAGUACCUGUUCUUAUUGAGUGUUGGAAAGACUGUCCGCCACCUCCAAGUGAUCCUCUAAGCGCCCUGAAAGAUUAUUUGAAAGGCGUUGGACCCAAAGUGCCAGGUGAAAUAAUCAGCAAUAUUCCGAAAGAUUAUUUCAAAGACCUUGGCAAAUUCGAACAGGCUAUGGCCGAAACAUCUCUGAAAGUGAUUGCGAAGGGUGUCGGCGGGCUCGUUAUUGCCGCCGAUACGGCUGAAGCUCUUAAAAAAACUAUUAAUACUUUGAUGACCGAUUGUAAGAAAACGACAACAAUACCAACAAACGCAAACUAUAAUGGUUGCUGCUGUACGCUUGGUAGCCCAAGCGAGUGUCACUGCACUUUGCCGGGUGGACAAAAAGUGUCCGCAGGUGUUCAGUGGAGAUGGGAACUGUAUUGCUACACUGGCUGUGCUUCGUACUGUCCACCCGCACUAGACUGCCAUUCGCAUUGUUAA
Molecule: messenger RNA, 1299 nt
Organism: Adineta ricciae
Lineage: Eukaryota; Metazoa; Rotifera; Eurotatoria; Adinetida; Adinetidae
Source: the annotation of a GenBank genome assembly